CAUAGCUAACUCUUGAAGGACUGGGGAGACUUGGGGAUAUUGUAGACAGUAGCUUCGAUGAAGCUUGAGAGGAGCUAUUAUACCGUUUAUUAAGUUUCCUCAAGCCAUCUAUAUAUCCACCGAGAAGGUAUUUUCAUAGCCCUUUAUAGGAGAACUCUUGCACAAUUCAUGUUUCUUGGGCGUGGUGGAAAAUUGUUCUGUUAUGAGGCUGCAUAUAGCUAGCCUCCAGUCGCAUUCUACACCUUAGAUCCUUUUGACGAGUACCGUAUUGGGCCGAGCGAGCUCUCGCGGCUAAUCAAUGGGAAGUUUAAUCAGGUACAUUUCAGCCGCAGAGAAGUUGUUGUUGGAAGACUACCUAAUCUCAUGCGCACAGGAAGCUGCCUGGUGAAAGCAUGGACCCCUGAAAACGGGAUCGUUACCCAACUGAUGAUUCCAUGUCCACAACUAAACUGAUCCUUGAAGCCAUGGGUAUAGGCCGCUGAUGUGAUAUCGCUGCUUUGAGCUGAAUCACGGGAUACUCGGAUUUUGAUGGCGCUUACCAGUUGAUAUUUGGCAGCAUGGGAGGUAGUAUCAUGUUGCGCAAAUGGUAUUUUGGAGCUGAGGCGGUAUUUGGAUAUAUAUUGGCCAAAUCACCGCAUCAAACCUGGGUCAACCUUGAUAUACCCCUAUCACAAGCUUAAUAGACAUUCUCAUGGCAUUCAACAUGAAGAAUUCUAUUUCGUCCCUUUGUAACCUUGUCCUCUUUGGGACUCUAGCAACCGGCGCCAGCAUUCCCAGAUAUUUUCAGCCGUCGGCCUUUACUCGACGCCAGUUGGAUCCUACACAGGUUCAACAAGAGCUCGGUAGUCAACUCUCAAAUACCACUUCUAUAUUUGGGCCCGACGAUGAUCGCUAUCCUGAGGCUACUACAAGGUGGAAUACUUUUGCUGUGCCAAAAAUUCAGAUAGUUGUUGAGCCCGGCGAGGAGUCUGAUGUCUCAACCAUAGUUAAAUACUGCAAUGAAAACAGUCUCGAAUUCCUGGCCGUAAACCGUGCCCAUGGAGCUUCUAAAGGUCUGCGUGCUUUCAAUGGUAUUCAGAUCAAUCUGAAGAACCUUAGGAACAUUGACAUCCAACCGGGCGGGGAAUCUGCCUGGUUUGAAGGCGGUGUUUACGAUGGGCCAGUCAUGAACUACCUCUGGGAUCAAGGUUACGUUACUACUACAGGGUCCUGCGAUUGCGUAGGUAUGAUGGGCCCUGGUCUCGGCGGUGGCUAUAACCGACACCAAGGCUUGCACGGCAUGAUUAGCGACAACAUCCUCCAGCUUAAUCUUGUUUUAGCUGACGGUUCUACCAUUCGUGUCAAUAAAGAUAGCCAUAACGAUCUCCUAUGGGCCAUGAAGGGCGCAGGCCAUAACUUCGGUAUCGUUACGAGCUUCGAGAUGCCCCUCUGGCCUCGGGGUCCGGACACAUGGCAUUAUCAUAACUAUGUCUGGAAGGGUGACAAGCUUGAAGAUAUUUUUAACGCUCUAAAUGUUUUCCAUGGUAAUGGCUCGACACCGGUUGGCAUGGCUUUCAAUUUCGGAAACUUUCAGAUGAAUACGACAAUAAGUGACAAGGAACCCGUCAUAUUCUGGACUUUUGCCUAUCGUGGAUCGGCGGAAGAAGCCGAAAGCCAUUUGGCUCCGUUCAACGCGAUCGGUGCGGUUUACGAAGAAUCUGGCGAUGUACCAUAUCCAAGGAUUUCAUAUGCCCAGGGCACCAAUGAAGACAGCACCCUCUGCCAGGACAAUAUAUAUCGAAUCCCUGCCACCACAGGUCUUGAAGUAUAUAAUGUAACAGCUGAGCGCCUUAUAUUUGAUGGCUUCAAACGACGCGCCGCCAGCAAUCCCGCGCUUGCGGCAGGAGGCAAUAUCCUUCACGAAGCCUACUCGGACGAGGCCGUUUUAGCUCACGACCCCGAUGACUCCGCCUUUCCAUUCCGCUCUGACCAUUUGCUGAUGCUUUUCCAAACGAUCGUCCCCGAUGAUGAUCCAAGCCUGGCAAAGGAUGUCCAAGAAUGGGCGACUGAGGUUAGAGAUCAAUGGAACGAAGGUCAACCAGGGCGACCCAUUCACGCUUAUGUCAAUUAUGCCAACGGCUUCGAGCCCCUAGAGCAGGUAUACGGCCACGAGCCAUGGCGGCUAGAAAGGCUCCGUAACCUCAAAGCCAAAUACGAUCCUUACAAUCGCUUCCGGUUUUUUAACCCAAUCAUCCAGGACAAGGAGGUUUAACUCUAUUACCAUACAUGAUGUCUACCUAAUCUAGGGGCU
Daldinia caldariorum is the source of this 2290-nucleotide messenger RNA. Its product is annotated as FAD-binding domain-containing protein. The transcript has 2 exons. NCBI's taxonomy places the organism in Eukaryota, Fungi, Ascomycota, Sordariomycetes, Xylariales, Hypoxylaceae. Gene Ontology annotation, molecular function: oxidoreductase activity; FAD binding. Bases 692 to 2251 code for a protein of 519 amino acids. The record is from RefSeq and is a predicted model, not a curated record.